Messenger RNA from Menidia menidia (Atlantic silverside), 6073 nucleotides. NCBI's taxonomy places the organism in Eukaryota, Metazoa, Chordata, Actinopteri, Atheriniformes, Atherinopsidae. The record is from the annotation of a GenBank genome assembly.
AUGAUGCCCAACGUGACGACUGGCUUCUCUCUUUGCGCCAGUUUUGCUUUCCGUACGGCUGGAACUCACGGUGCCUUUCUCUCCACUGCACCUCCAGCUUUCAUUGAGAAUGCCAACGGCCGAGAGGCGGGCAGGUUGAGCGAGCCUUCGUCAUGGAGGCCGCAGAUCACCACCAUCACCGUCUCCAAGAAGCGCAACUGGCUGCAGCAGAGCUCCCAGGCCAGGAAUCACUGCGCCAGGGAGGAGAUGCUGGGAGCUGAGGAGGAGGGGGGCCCGUGCCCCUAUCAAACACCUCCUCCUCCCAGUCCCUCACCGGACCACCUCAGGCCCGCCGGGGGGGCUCCCACACGGCCAGUCCGCCUGCAGUUGCCUCAGGUCAGCAUUGGUCUGAUGAAGGUCUCCCCCCAUCCCCGGAGCAUGGACCCGGCCGAAGAGAACGACGCGGACGACGAGGGAGAGAUCUGGUACAACCCCAUCCCAGAGGACGACGAGCCGGAGCCUUCCCGCCGGCCCUCCGUCCGGCUGGCCGUCCCGCCUCGGCCGGAGCCUCAGAGGAGGCCCAGCCGAGCGGGGGUCGUGGGCCAGGCCGGCAGGCCCCGGGAAGGAUCCGGCGGAAGUGGGCCGGACGCCCCCGCGGAAAACCUCUGCGGCGGUUCGGCGGACGGGAGUCAGGGGAAUGCUGCACAUUCCACAGAGGCACCGCAUCUGCACAGACAAAUGCUGGCGUGCAAACCUCAGGAAGAGGCGGGCCCUUCCACGAGCAAACCGGCAGAUGGUUGUGACCUCCCCAAUGCUGUCCGCUUCUCCCCCCCCUCCAGCCCUAACCCCGCCAAGAAGAGCGGCUCCAUCAACUGGUCCUUCCCCGACAAGAUCAAGUCUCCACGCACCGUUCGGAAGAUCUCCAUGAAGAUGAAGAAGCUCCCCGAGCUCAGUCGGAAACUCAGCGUCAAAGGGACCCAGAGCCUCAACAGCAGCGGCGGUGGGGGGGGCCAGGCGGAGCCCAGGGCCCACUCCCCCCGGGUCAGCGGUGGUGGCGGUGACCCUCCGCUAGCUCCGUCGGGGGGGGGCGGGCAGGCCAGCCGUAACGUGAUUUCCCGCUACCACCUGGACAGCAGCGUGUCCACGCAGCACAGCUUCAACAAGAAGAAGAGCGCCGGCGGCUCCAAGUCGGCCAGCAAAGGCGGCUACCUCAGCGACGGCGACUCGCCGGAGCUGGUGGCCAAAUCCGGGAAGCACGGCUCGGCGGACGGGAAGGGGGCCAAGGGCAAGGACCCGGAGGGAGGGCCGGCGGGCUCCAGGCUCAACGGCACGGAGCUGGACAUCGACGCCUUCCGCCACUACAGCUUCACGGAGCAGCCCAAGUGCAGCCAGUACAUCUCCGGACUCAUGAGUCUCCAUUUCUACGGCGCCGAGGACCUCAAGCCCCCGCGCGUGGACUCCCGCGACGUGUACUGCGCCAUCCAGGUGGACUCGGUCAACAAGGCCCGGACCGCCCUCCUCACGUGUCGGACCAGCUUCCUGGACAUGGACCACACCUUCAACAUCGAGCUGGAGAACGCGCAGCACCUGAAGCUGGUGGUGUUCAGCUGGGAGCCCACGCCCAAGCGCACCCGCGUGUGCUGCCACGGCACCGUGCUGCUGCCCACGCUCUUCCGGGUCAUCCGCUCCCACCAGCUGGCCGUCAAGCUGGAGCCGCGCGGGCUCAUCUACGUCAAGCUGAGCCUGAUGGAGCAGUGGCAGAACUCGCUGGACGGCGGGCCGGACGCGGGGCGCGAGCCGCAGGUGUUCGGCGUGGAGGCGUGGCGCGUGGUGGAGCGGGAGGGCACGGGCAUGAUGGUCCCGCUGCUCAUCAACAAGUGCAUCAACGAGAUCGAGAAGAGGGGCUGCCAGGUGGUGGGACUCUACCGUUUGUGCGGCUCGGCGGCGGUAAAGAAGGAGCUGCGUGAGGCGUUCGAGAGAGACAGCCACGCCGUAGAGCUGUGUGAAAACACCUAUCCCGACAUCAACGUCAUCACAGGAGUUCUGAAAGACUACCUGCGCGAGCUGCCCUACCCUCUGAUCACCAAACAGCUCUACGAGGCAGUGCUGGAGUCCAUGGCCGUGCGGCCCCUGAAGAUCGGAGCAGCGGGAUGCGAGAAUGACCAGGCCGACUCGGAGCACACCGUCAGCCUGCUUGAGAAGCUGCCGGAGGUGGAGAGGAUGACUCUGCGGAGGCUUUUGGACCACUUGAAGCGGGUGGCAUCCUACCAGGAAGCGAACAAGAUGACGUGUCAGAACCUGGCGGUGUGCUUCGGCCCGGUGCUGCUCAGCCAGCGCCAGGAGGCGUCGUGCCACUCCAACCGCGUCUUCAUCGACUCCGAGGAGCUGGCCAGCGCGCUCCACUUCAAAAAGCACAUCGAAGUCCUUCACUACCUGCUGCAGCUCUGGCCAGUUGUGGACCAUCACGUCCAGUCUUCGGGUCAGACCCCCGCCGCCUGUGUGACUCCGGCCUCCUCCGAGCUGACGUCAGCUCCUCCCCUCCGCCGCAGAAAGGAGCGCCCCCAGGUCCUGAACCUGAGCGAGGCGGAGAUGGCGGGCGUUCUGCGGCCCAGGCCGGGGCGCCUGGACAGCCCCAGCAACCGCUACGCCGGGGACUGGAGCGGCGAGAGCUACUUCCCCUCCCAGUUCCUGCUGCCGCCCAGCCGAGAGGAGGCGGACUACGACGACGUGCCCUGUGAGGACCCGGACGCAGCCGAGGAGCUCCAGGAGGAGCGGGACAACGAACGGGAGGGAGACAAACCCGAGAGUGUCCCGGUUCCCGCGAGGGAUUCUGCCGAGCAGGAGGAGCCUCAGGGGGACGACGCGCUGAGGGAAGAAGAUCGGGGGGUGGACGAUGAUGAAGAGAGGGAGGGAGAAAAUGAGGGUUCAAACAAGAGGCAGUCUCUAGAAGAAGAAGAGGAGGAAGAGGAGAGGGUUUGUGAGCACAUCCUCCCGCCUCCCCUACCUAAAGAGCACACCUAUCAGGCCUACAUGAAGAUCCAGGACAUCAGCCCCGUGCUAAGCAACAGGGUCAACCUGCGAGACCUCCAGGAGAGCAUCGACACCCUGAUAGGAAACCUGGAGCGGGAGCUCAACAAGAACAAGCUCAACGUCGGAUACUGACUCCCCCGCUGUCGCACAGACUCCUGUAUCCCGUCUUUUCUCAGCCGGGUGCUUCUGAACACAGCCACAGCGCUCCCCAUGAGACCCCGCGACGUCGCCAUGGCAGCACAGCACGGGAAACAGGGCACUUCUGUAGUUUGUACCUUAUCCGCAGACAUUCCCAUGGUCGUUUUCUGCCUUUUUUUUGUUUUUUUUUUCGUCGGCUGUCUUACUUUAUGUUGUUGUUGAUUCGCUUCGGUUGCAUUCUGUGUUCCGUUUUGUUAUUGUUGCUUCUCUUCUUAUUAGAAGAACCAAUUGACCCCUUCGAGGGGUUUAAAAGGUGCCUUAAUUGUGUGAAGGUGGUACGUCAAGAGGAAAAUCCACCCUGAAAUAAAAUGCAUUGUCUCCUCUCACCUGGAAAAAAACAACAAGAGAACAUUUGGGAUAUUAUUAAGACCAAUGUUCAAUUACAAGCUUCCUGAUUUCUCAUAAGCAGGCCCAACAUUUUAAUAGUGUGGUGGUAAAAUAGAAAGUUUAGCCCACUUUUUGAAUGAAAAUGAACACACAAUACUGACACUUCUGCUCCGACUAAAUAAGAAUAUUGUGUUGGAGAGCUGCUGUAUUUUCUGAUCUGCUCUAAGCAGGUUGAAGUGUGACUAAAACAAACCAAGAUUGUUGGAGAAACAGGAGCAUUUUGUUUUAGGAUGGAUUUAUUAUUUAAGGCAGCAGAAAGCUUUUCUAUUGUGGUAUAAAAACACUAAAUAUCGUACAACAAUAAUGCACUUAUUAGGCAGGCGGUGUUUUAGAUUGUUGUGAUAGUCGAUGCAAUAACAAUUAUUCUGCUUGUGAUCUGAAUUAAGUGGUGAACAGCCACAUAUCCUCUCAAUGAAAGACAAGAUAAUUGUGCAAGUUUUUCUUAUUUAAUAUAUAGAUAAACUCUGUUAUCGCAGCAUGUUUGAUGUUGCAUGGCCAUCAAAGCAAAUUCACCUGAAAUUCAAAAUGAAUAUGGAAGCAAAUCGUGUCUGUUGAUAACUAUAAGCUAGAUUUGCUGGACAAUUAGCUUUACCCAGCGUUUCCUAGCCCAGCAUAAAGGGCUAAAUCUGGAGGAACAGUUCAUCUUGCACUGUCUUAAGAGUUUUUCUUUAAAUUCCCCCCCCUAAUUUUGUUUUGUACAUGGCUACAAUAAGCCUAUGUGGAUGAGGCAUUGGUCUUUUUUUCUUCUUUUUUUUAACUGCAGCAGAAGACAUAAGCUAAAGUCUCAAACGAAAAAACGAGUCGCCUUUCUGCUUUUCCCAACCUUCGCCUGCAUGAAAACAGUGAAAUAGACAAUGUGAAGCACAAUUGUGAGCAGUGAAAUUUAGUGGAGACCUCACCCAGUUAGUGGAACUUAACUAGCUGCCUAAAGCAACAAAGGAUGUUGUCAGCAAUCCAGGGAUUAAGGUUGAUCAGUAUUUAACCUAUUUGUAUGUGUAUAUAAUUAUAUAAAUGUAUUCGGAGUAUAUUAUUUUUACAACUUAUAUUGCAAUACCGUAUUUAAAUACUUCCAAUGACCUCAUAGAGUUGACCUGUAGCAAUAGUUGCUUAUCUCCCUUUGAGCUACCUGUAUGCAUCUUAAUGUGCUGAACUAAUGGUACAAAAUUUAGCUGUAAAAUAUACGAUAAAAAUGUGCCCUUGCAGAGAAAAGUGAUAUUGUUAUUUUUGUUAUAUUGUGUAUAUAUUUGACAGUGUUUUGUGUCUCUGGUGGACUAAGCUGUGUUCAUGACUUUUGGUGUUUAUUUUUUAAAGGUACUGAACGUUGCAUGGUCAAAAGCUUUACUGAAAAACAAGGCCUUUCUCAUCUGCCUUUGUGUUUCCUAUUUAUGUGUAAAAUAAGACUAUUUUGUAAUGUAUGCUCAUUUGUUCAAACCUCUGUUCCUUCGAUAAACACAUGACUACAUUGUUGAAGUUUUCUUCCAAAGGACCCAGACGAAGAUAGUUAUUUUCUCUAGAAAAUGUACAUGACAGAGUAAAAGCAGUAGUCCUUUUUCCAGAUCCCAAAUAUUGUGACUCUCCAGGUGGUAUCUUAAAUCUAUAAAUCGAUUAAAUUGUUGAACAGAAAAUGGACAAAUUGGAUAUUUACAUGUUUUGAUUUAAGUGUAAUAUUAGAAACAUUAGAAACCAUUAAAAUCCCCAAUUGUUUUCAUAACAAAAAUUAGUCAGGAAAGAAAGACUGCACUUCUUUACAUUUGUAAUUUGUCCUUUUCAUUCAUAGAAGUGAAAGAGAAUAACCUUUCCAAUGGCUAUGUUUUAUGUUGUUUUUUUUAAUCUGUUGAUCCAUGUGGUGCUUGUGCAGCUUUGUGGUGAAGCUGUAGCUGCUGCUGAGUUGCAGCAGGGUUUCUUUCAAACCAUCUGUCUACACAGACAGCACAAAGAACUGGAGCCUCCUUUAAUGGAGCCUUUGUUGAGGAUCAGUAAAUUAUCUCAAAGAACAACUUCUGCUCCUCAGCAUACAUGUAUACCUUUGUCCUUUUUUAUGAGGGAUUGUACUUUAAAGCUGAUCAGCAUCCUCACCUCCAAAGAUCCAGUUUUCUGAAGAGGCUGCUUGUUAUUUAAAAGAUAUUCUGAAACCUGAGGUCUUCAUCCUGAAUGUCCUUUUACAUUUUUUUUUAUGUUACUGAUGCAAUAAAAAAAGCCUUUUUUUAGUAAUUGAUCAUGACAGAUGUAGUGUUUGCUUUGUGACAGCGUACUCCAGCAGAAGUCUGCUUUGUCUUUGGUGAAUUAUAGAUUUGGAUAAUCCAAAUUAUUUCUGUCUGUUCCUCUUUGUCCUUUGGAAGAAAAAGUGCCACGUUGAAAUCAUUGCGAAACGAAACAGAGAAGUGCUUUGUAUUGAUCCUGAAAAAUGUAUGGUCAUAAUAAAGUAUAUUAUUUUACAUUCAUGUGAGUCUGCUUUCAUUUUGUGUUUUCCAGGCAUGUG